Molecule: messenger RNA, 507 nt
Organism: Tripterygium wilfordii
Lineage: Eukaryota; Viridiplantae; Streptophyta; Magnoliopsida; Celastrales; Celastraceae
Product: mavicyanin-like
Exons: 2
Coding region: 1-507 (168 amino acids)
Cellular component (GO): plasma membrane
Molecular function (GO): electron transfer activity
Source: RefSeq, a predicted model, not a curated record
AUGAAAUCACUUUUGGGUCUCUUUUGUUUGGUAUUUCUGUCACAAAUGAAUGGCAUGGUGGUUGAUGCAUCAAAGGAGCUUAAAGUGGGUGAUGAGUUGGGUUGGCAGGAGCCGCCACCCAACAACACUGCAAUAUAUACACAAUGGGCUGCAAAGAACAGAUUUCUCGUAGGAGAUUCUCUCUUUUUUGAGUACCAAAAUGAUUCAGUUCUGGUGGUGGACAAAUUUGGCUACUAUCACUGCAACACAAGCAACUCUGUCUCCGCCUUUGACAAUGGAAAAACAGUUAUCAAGCUUGACAAACCUGGACCCUCUUACUUUAUCAGUGGAAUCCCUGAUCACUGCAAGAAUGGACAGAGACUACUUGCUGAUGUAAUGGGUCCGCACCCGUUGGAACAAGCACCUGCACCGCAACCAAGCUCCGGAGUAUUGGUCUCUCUAGCUUCCACUUCAGUCUCUCUGGCUUCUAUCAUCACAAUAUUCAUAACUCUGGCGUCGUUUGUUUAG